AGUGUAUUGGACAACAUGGCCAAACUAUCGGGUUUUACGCAAUAGUGUAAGUUUCUUCUUCUUUGCUUAACACCUAAAUAUCCAUAUCGUCAAAUAUUUGACCGGACUAUCCAUUGGAAUUUCAUGUAUUCAAGCCGCUGGUUGAUUAUAGUUUGUAUCUUGUUGCGCGUUUGUAGGUGGAAGAGGUUGUGCAUGUCGAAGUUUAGCUUCGAUCCUUCAAUCGACAAACUGCUGAACUCCAAAUCGCACAGCAAUUCUACAUGGCCAACACGAUUUUCUACCGAUCUACCGGCAUCUUCAGACGAUUGUGGUUAUUGAAUCCCUCUUGUACAGCCAAGGUUAUUCAGGUAACUGAGUAAUUGGUUGCUUAAUACACACGAUUGAUUUUGCUGUCAUUCAGUCCGUGUUUCCGUGUUACAUAACGUAACACAUUUCGUAGAAGCUACGAGUUAUGCGUUGUUAUGUAUGAUGACAAAAACUUCUUGUAUCUCUUUAUAUCUCUUGGGUAAGAUUUGAAUUACAGUAGUGAAUUAGGGGAGCAACUUCAGACGAGUGAUUUUAUGCUUUCAACCGGAAAAACUUUAACCCAAUAUAUCAGAGUAAUGAAGGAUUUUCAUCAAAUCAAUAACAAUAAGCAGGGCGUAACACAUCGAUCGAAAUCGAUCAUCGGAAAGCUAAUCGAUAAAUCGAUACUACUCGAUAUUACUCGAUAAUAAUCAAUCGAUUAAGCAAAUUAAUCGAUCAAAAUCGAUAAUCACACAAGUUUGAGCAUUUGGUAUCGAUUUCUAUCGAUUUCGUGAAAUUUUCGAAGAUUCCACGAGAAAACAACCGCUCAUAAUCUGCCCCGAGUAAGCCAAUUUGAUCGAAACAAUAGUGUUGAAUAUAUUUACUACAAAGCAAGACUGGCUUAGUGCACCCUGUAUUAACUCUGAUUAACCAUCGCUUUCAUCCGCUUUCAUACCUAACACCGGCUAUUAAACAACGCCGAACAACGGCAACUCUCAGGCGUCAAACUAGCAAACCUCAGCAAACGCAUUUUGUCAGCAGCCAUCAUUUUCGGUUUGAGAUUAAAUUCUUUGACCCACCGACCCAUUCAUUCAUUCUUCGUUUCGAUACCCGCGAGAAGAAUAUAUAUGUUCAUGUCUUACAGUGUUUCGCAGCGUCAAAAAGGUUAGGAGAGACAAAUAAAAGAUUGUUCAAACAAACUUCAUUAAAAUGGAAUCUUUUAGCGGGAAACCGGUUGUUUCGCUUAGUAGUUGUUUCGCUAACGAACGUCUUAGGUUAGUUCGCUAACGUAUAUUCUUCGUUCUAUAAGCGUGAACAGUACCUUUUCUUGCCCAAUAUUAUCGAUCGAAAUCGAUACUAAUCGAACGAGAUCGAUACUAAUCGAACGAAAUCGAUACUAAUCGAACGAAAUCGAUCAAAUCGAUAAUCACAAAGAAUCUGGCGAUCGAUUUUUAUAGAUUUCCGAUAUUAAUCAAUUGAUUAGUAUCGAUGUUUAUCGAUGUUUAUCGAUUUUGAUCGAGUAUCGGAAUUAUCGAUGUGUUACGCCCUGCAAUAAGUUGAUGUGUCAAAUUUAAAGCCUAGAUAGUUAAGUACGACAGUUGAUUCAGACAUGAAACAAAACAACUUGUAAGCCAAUAUGGGUAAUAGUUUCUUAUAAUUAAUGCAUUAUAUUUGCCGCAAUUGAAAUGUUGUGUCUGAAUCAAAUGCGGAACCAAAGUUGAAUGUUGACUGUCUAGUCGCAGAUUCCGCAAAGUCGUAUUUGAUUUAAAACUGUCAGAUUUAAUUGAUUCAGAUGUUGCAUCUCACAUGCAGUUAAUUCUUGAAUAGAACUUGGCAUUUGAAAUUUGACAUUUGUAUUGGGCUUUAAAUUGUCAAGCGAAGGUAGUUUAAUUAAAAUGUUUAUCGAAUAGUCUUCAAGUUCAUUGUCAAGUUCAAAGAUCUAGCAAGUGAGGUGAUUCAAGUGUUAAAGAACAAGGCACAAUGUAAAAAAGAAAAAAAAAGUUUAAAAUGUAAUAGUCUGUGACCUUGGAGUUGAAAGGAGACUCAUAGGUGAUGGGUUCCUGGCUGUUGUCAAGAAAAGUUGUGAAACAGGCCCUUCUACUGUCUUUUCAACUUUUGACAUGGAGCAGUCAGCAAAAAUCCUUUAACACUGCCAGAAAAAGGGUCUGGAAAUUAACAAACUUGCCAAGAUUAAAAAUAUAUGGCUGAAAACUAAUAAGGAUAAAGCUUAGCAAAGACACAAAUUUUUACAGACAUUUGUACCAUAGGGUGCAAGUUUGAGCCACCCACCUGAUAAAUGUCUGUAAAAUUUUCUAACUUUGUGAAGCAAUGUCUUUGUUUAUUUCAAACGUAUGACUUUUAAACUUUAAACUAUUAUUUGAAAUUUCCAUGGAUAUUUGCAAACUUAGCCUCAUCAAAUCUUGAAAAAAAAAAAAACAAACAAACAAACAAACAAAAACAGAACCUACCAUUCCCUAUACAAAGGUUUUACUUGACUUUUGGCAAAAGAUCAAUGUGGUGGUUUGUUACCUCAAUAGACUCCUGUGAGAUGCAUAGCUUGUGGCCUGGUACGUUAUGGAUACGGUUCCAGUGAUAAAUGGUCUAGAUACACAUCAUUCCAUCCCUCCCUUCAGAAUGGCAGGUUCCAGUCAACAGCACAGGUAUAGCAGAGCCCCGACAACAGCUAGUGCUAAUUACUGUGGAUCUGAAACAGGCUCUUUGCUGACUGACCCACAAGAAGAUGAUCUGAAUUACUACGGUCUAAACCCUUUUUUUCCUUUCAAAAAUCAGCUUGGGUUCAUUGAUUUUCACUUCCAAUGAUAUUGAUAGAGAAGGAUGAAGGAGACAACUACACUGUAUGCACUCUAUUAAAAAAAAAAAAAAACUCAGUCGAGGUCUUAAUCAUGGCCAGUUUGGUCCAAGUAAUGCAGUGGUAAUUACAGCUAUCAUCAAAUAUUGUUUGACAUCUCUCUGAAAUAUUCUUUUAUGACCUCUUCCUCUUAAUUUUUCUUUGUGGUUCUAUUUAGGGAUCAGAGGGCAGUGUUGAUGCAAUGGAAGAAAAAUUGUCGAGUGGAGGAACAUUGAUAGAUAGAGGCAUAAAAGUUUUACGAGUAAUUGCUGGACCAUUGGUGAAAAGAACUGUAAGUGUGAUGAUAUCUGUGUGACUCCAUGAAUCUUAUUCUACUUCUGAAAACAAUUUUUGUUGUUGUUAUAUGUAGUUUAUUCAAAGCGGACAGACGUCAAACAAUAAUUAUUAUUGUUGCUGUUGCAAAUGUCUAACUGUAGUAUAGAGCGGUUUUCACUUGACUGUCGUAAAACCAAAACCAAAGUAAAUACACUAGCCAACCAAAGGGCGUAGUAAAACCAAAACCAAAACCAAAACCAAUCCCUUUCGACACUCAAGUGAAAACCGCUCUAUGUUUGAGGCAUUGUUUUUAUGUUUUAUUUAUGUGUUCAUUGGCUUGUAUACAAGUCCAGUGAUUUGGUUACAAUCAGAUUACAAAUAGUUAUGGUGAGUACUGGGACUAGUACUCAUGUAGCGUCCACUCAUAGCUGCUUGUAACUGUAAACUUUAAUCAGCUGUCUACUUGCUAGUUUGCUUCUAAUCUGCGCAUAACUUGUAUUCAUUCCAUUCACAAAUUGCACGUGAAAGAGAACGAUUCGCUGAAAUAACAACAACGCGACUAUUACAAGAUGAUAUUGACCGAAUAAACCGAAAUUGCUGUAUACUUACAAGUUGUUGUGCCUUCUAAUGGCAAGGAAAACUUGUCCUAACGAAACAAUUACAGUACAACUCCAUAACAAACAUGUGCUUUGUGGGAAAGAGCGCCCGCGAUAUCUUAGUGCGCGGUCACCAAAGACCACACCAUAUAAGGUUCAUUUUCUGUCUCUUACAACUCAUCUUGUAAAAAAUAAUUAGUCCCAGUCCAGAAUCAGCGAGUCCCAGUUCAAAAUACAAUGAACCCUAAAUUGAAAAUGCUUGGGUCUUUAUGAAACCAGACAGUUCAUCUAAAGCAGACUCCAAAACUCUGUAUUACAGUUUACUGAAAUUGGAAUAUGGUCCUUGUAUUUGAAGCACAAAAGAGACUGAAAUAAAUAUAUGCAUCCUUAAACAACAGCCACAUUAAGUGCCACAAAAAUAGCACAAACAAGAUACAAAAACACUUUCAGAUUGUUAUCUUCAGAUCGAUUGAUUGAUCUUUGCAUCCUACAUGUAUGGGUUGCAUGCUAUGAAUUUUUUUGCUUCUUUGGAGAUUUUCAUCAGGGUUCGUAUGGGUCCUGGAAAACCUGGAAAGUCAUGGAAAUUUAAAAUUUCAAAAUCCAGGCCUGGAAAACCUGGAAAAUAUGUUUUGGUCCUUGAAAGUCCUGGAAAAUGAGACUUUUCCUAGGACAGUGAAUAAGUUUCUUUUCAUUUUCUUCCCUCACAUUUUCAAGUUUUUUUGUGGGCGACAGAUCGUGUACAAUCUUGAAAAAUCGUACCUGUUGUUAGUCCCAAAACCUAACAGUUCAGAGUGUGGGCUCUAGCUACCCCUGUGGUUUUACGGGCUCCCCAUGUUCGAAAAUUUUGUUGUUCGUAUCUGGAUGAGAAUGGUGCCGUUGUUUUGUUCUGUUUUAAAUCAAGUCAAAAAGUACUCAAAAGUGUUGUUUCUGGCCCUUGUGAUUAAGUUGAAUGAACAAUGCCUGGGAAGGGUGGCUUUCAAAGAAAACUGGACUUCUCACGUGAUAUAUAAAGACUGGAUAUUACAAGACUCAAGCUCUCAACACAAAGCACGUUGUCGCUUGUGCCAAAAAUCAUUGGACUGCUCAAACAUGGGGGAAUCCGCCCCAGAAGCAGUGCUGUCAUCUCUCCCGGAUAAUCCGGGAGACACCAGAUUUUGGACCGUAUCUCCCAGUCUCCAGGUUAGAGUAUGAAAUCCUCCCUGAUAAUCGCCGAAUUUUGCCAUUUCUUGUAGAGUCAACUUUCCGACAAUAAAAUUUCAAAUAUUUUGCGUUGUUUGAGUUAUUUUUAUACUGUUAACAUCGAGCGUUUCCUUGUGAUCUCCGGUAUGCCAUUAUACUAUAAGCAAUAAUGUGAUUGGUGGGAAGAAAACUGAUCAAGUCAAAUGUUGUGCAACAACAUCUUUUUCGCGCGUUUUGUGUCAUCGCAAAUUCGGGGCGAUCGGAGUCAACAGUAUCUUUUGCACAAAUGACGUCAUGUGCCAUUCGUUAUGACAUCGUCUAUCAUCCCUUUGCUAUCAAUUCUCAAUAUUUGAAGACGUGGGGGGGUCGACAGCCCUGCAGAAGUCACAGGAGAGGGAGUAAGCACACAGAAUUAGCAGCAUUAAUAACUGAGCGGUCAGUGCCAAUUACCCAGUUUAUGUCUUCAAAGGCAGCAUCUUCAUCUAGCUCUGACAAACCUGGUCCUUUGAUGUCUUGUGGCUUACAUUCAAGCCCUUCAGUACGUGAUGCAAGUGCUGAAACACUAAGCUCAUCUGCUUCUCUUAAACAAACGGUCGAAAAACAGUCGAAAACCGGUCAGUAAGUAGCACAGUCAAAACGUCGUCAGAGUUCCUCAAAACGAAAACUUGAAGAAGCUUCUAAAAUCGACAGCGAAAUAGACCAGAAGCUGCAGACUCUUGCAGAAACGCAGCAAAAAUGCUACAUAGUUUGUUGGUUUAAUUGUUUGGAUUGUUUCACUUUUCCUGGCUAUUACUGGUCCUGGAUUUUUGUAAAUAUGGUCCUUGAAAGUCCUGGAAAAGUCCUGGAAUUUUGAUGGACCAUUGGUGUACGAACCCUGUUUCAUGCAUUAGGGUUGCAGGAAGCAGGGGUACCAAAAUCACUGCAAGUCACUGAUUUUAGGACUAACUUUAAGAACCAAGUGGUUUUUGAGUUCACUUCUUGUAUAUUUCCUACCAGGUUUUAGUAGGCAGUGCAAGAACCAUGUAUGAGUGUUGUGUUGAAGGAAUGAAGUUUGAAGAAUUCUUUGACGGUGAGGUUGCUCAUACUAUUGCUGGCAUGAUGCAUGUGUACUUUAUUCCUUUACAACAUAACCUUCUAACUGCUGGGGUAGUGCAAUUGAAUAAGCACCAAUCUGCUGUGCAAAAGGCCACCGGUUGAAACUCCUGCCAUACCAACACACCGGGUCCUUAUAUAACUGAGGAGAAAGUGCUGCCUUUAUAAUGAUAUCUGCAGACGGUUAAACUUUCUAGUCUUCUGGGAUAAAGACAAUAAACUGUAGGCCCCAUCUCACAACCUUUACACAUUAUACUGAGGGACAAGAAAGAACCCUCACACUGUUCGUAAAGAGUCGGGAACAUAGUCCCCAGUGUAGUGGUCUAUCACAAAUUUACACGUACAUGGGGUGGGGGGGAUCAUUACCCAUUACUUCAUUACUUGUAAACUGCAUGACAUGCCGUCUGACAUAAGUCCCCCAGCCAGUGUUGUAAAUUAUUCUUCUACAGCCUUGGGGGGAAUGGAUAGCAAGGUAAUUGCAAUUUACAAUAACACUCUGCUAUCAUGGCGUGAACUUUAUUACUGCAGGUUUUGUUUUUAUUCACAAGAGAUAUAAUGAAUAGUCAUACAUUUUAUUAACAUUAUGCUAGGCAGACUUAGUGUCAGAAGAGAAGAGUUUAACCUCCCUUAAAAAUGUUCCCGCGUUGUUUGUCUCUUCCUACUGAAAAGUAUUUUAACCCUUUAAGUCCCAAUAUCAACAUGCAAAUUCUCCAAACUGAUCUCCAUACAUUUCCUUUAAGAAUUAGUUGAGAGAAUUUAAUGUAAGAUCAAAGCAUUUUCUCUUUGGUAAUCUUUGUUAAUUCUCAUAACCUUAUCUCUUGACAAUGUAUGGAUAUUGUUAGGAGAAAAUUGAUGUUGGUCACUAUUGGGACUUAAAGAGUUAAUAGGGUCAUUUACAGAAUUGUAUGAUACAUCCGGAUACCAGAUAACUUUACUCCACAGGAACGAUUCAUGAUUAUUGUGGCUGAUUGUUUAAUAUGACAGAAAUAAAUAUUUUACAGGCAUAAAGUAAUAAGAUAGUAUUGGUCUUAAUUAAAUUGUAUGUGGGUUCUUAUGGUCAACAUAAAGAUGUUUACAUGUAUGAUGUUGAUUAUAGUGAUGACAUUUGUGAUGAUGAUGGCGAUGAAAAUGUUCAAAAUUUUAAAUUACACUAAUUAAGUUUUAGAUGCUGUUGUAAUCUUGAAAACGUGAGCAUGUAUUUGUAACCAUUAUUUUUUGUGUAUAACUGUUUAUGCUUUGUUCCAUAGAUUGUGAAUUGCCAGAUACAUUCCAGUCAUGGUUUAUCAUCCUUCAUCUUCACAUAUGGUAAGUUAGUCUUCCAUUUUACAGGUUAUACUGUAAUAAUCAACUCCUAAGGGCUCAAAACAAGUACCAUCCAGUAAUGUGGGACAAGUGGAUGUUUUAAGCUUACACAAAUGUACUUGCCCAAUGAGCAAGGGUACAUGUACAGACAAGUCAUCCUCUUGCUAACAAAAUCAUUAAAAAAGAGGAGCAAAAAAGUGGUCCAGGCAAGGAAAAUGUGAGGGCUGCUAACCCAAAGGUCAAGCUGCAAUUCAAGUUUCUUUUUCUAGCCCUGCUAUUGAAUCACAUCAUAAAACACUUUUGCUCUUUUUUUUGUCUUGUUGUGUGAUUUUUUUCCUGCUUGUCUUGAAGGAUGUGCUUGGUGCGGCUGAAGGCUGAAGGCAAGGAUGGUCGCUACAUGUACAGAAAACUUGUUGAAAUGAUGUGGCAUGAUGUCGAGGAAAGGAUGAAGAAUCUUGGGGUAUGGAUGAAAUGAAGCCAGCUUCAGCAAGCUCUCUAGCUCUUGCCGUGCCUCUAAGCCCCUGAGAGGUUCUAGAGAGUUUGUUCGCUGUCUUGACGGAAAGUUCUGACUACUCUUUAUGAACUAGUAAUAUGCCUGUGUCACAGAAACUUGCAAAGCUCAGGGGAGGGUGGUCCAUAAAAUACCAGGAAUGGAAGGGCGGCAAAGAACUGGAGUCAGGCGUAACUGAGAUAUAAUCCAUCUCCUUGUGGUUGGAGCAAAUUAAAACCCAGUUUUCUGGUUUUAAAAAGGAGUAAAUAAAAAUGCUUAUUUCUGUUGAGUCAAAUAUUGAAAAAAGUCCACUCCUUUUGUUCUUUUAUCAUUCAUUCUUUUAAUCUACAUGUAAAUGUUUUUUAUCUGUAGUGAUGACAACUGGCAUGAUCUCGGGUCUUAGGCCAUGCCCAUUAAGUAAAUCUAAGAGAGAAUAACUGGACAGAGAAGAAAAUUCCCAGUGUAACCCUUGCGAUACUGUAUAUGAGUUUCACUAAGUUAUUCUUAGACCAAUAAUAUUAUUACAGCGUAAAUGCUUGAAAUAAUCAGAAGUCGCUUUCUGGAUAGCCCUGCAAACUUUUAUUCAGUGUUGUCAAGAAAUAAUUCAAUAGUGGCCAUUACAAUGUUCUGCAUUGUUUGCUUUGAGGUAGUCCCACGUGGACUUGAUGACGUUUCAAACAAUCGGUUAAAAUGUGCCAACGUCUCAGGAGUUUGACUUUCAUUUAAUAAAUGUUCAAUCUCUCAAAAUAACUUUUUUAGUGAAAUUCAUAUAUCCCGGCUAAUGCUCUAAGAUUAGUGCCUCUUUGUCUCAUUUUUCUUUCUUGGCGGUUUUGUUGCCCAUUGUGGAAACGAAACUCGCUGUUGACUGGUGGCCCAAACCAGUUUCUACGUUGGUAACAGGUUGGGUUUUUUUAUAUAAACAAGUAUCUUUCUUCUUCUCUUGCAGAAAAUUGAUAGUGUUGCUGUAAGAGAUAAUUUACGAGUGUUGACCAAACAGUUUUAUGGACUGACAAUAGCAUUUGAUGAGGUAAGAUGCCAAAUAAUUGCGUAAUUUAAGUCCAGAAAAUGUACUUUCCAAGUAUAAGACAUCAUAUGUAAUGUAAAACAAGUGAAACUGUUUCUUAGCAUACACAAUAGUACAUUGUGAGGGGGUUGGGGGGCGGGAAAGGGUAGGGGUCCAAAUCUCCCGCCUCCCAUGCCUUGCAUUCUCAGUUUCCGCCUCGUUUUCUUUACCCUGGGUACCAGAGGUUUUUCUCGCCUGCGGCGGGAAUUUUCGAUGUUGGCCGAAGGCCGACACAUCUUCGGCUGUAGGCCGAAGCCGCGAGAAAAACUUUUCGCGCGGGUCACUAUAAAGACUUGACAGAAACCGGAAACCGCGCUAGAAAAGUCUCUGGCACCCAGGGUACGUUUUCUUGGCUUCCUCCCUUUCACCCUUUUAUUAAGCAAUGUUGCGUAAUAGGCCAUUUCCGAGUUGCUCCAAGGCAGGCUUAACGCGAAGCCAUUGAUAUCAAAAUGAUUUUUUUUUAUUCUCGUGCAUGUGAAACUGAUGAUCGCAAGAAAGAUUUUGCACUCGUUUUGAAGGCGAGGGUUUUUUGAACUUGGAAGUGGCCUGUUUCCCCUAACUUCUUCCGCUUUCUGCCGUUUAAGAAUUCCCCCUGUUCCGCUCUUUCCUCUCUCAAGAAUGGGUUGGAAUAGUUAUUAAUACCAUAAUUACUUUUUCAGGGACUUUUGUGUGAUGAUAACGUCCUAGCUGCAGCAUUAUGGAGGUACAAUACGGCGUUCCUGUAUUAAAUAAACGUGCAACAUUCAAUAUAUAAUUCCUUCUCCCUAAAUAUCCAUCCUUAGGGUGUUUGGACCACGACGGCAGUGAAGACUUCACUGACAAAGUGUAAUCGCGGUAUUAAUUGCAGACGCAAUCGUGAUGUUUUUAACUCGCUAGAUUUGUUGUCAAGUGUUGACGAGUUUUCUUUGUUUAUUCAUGUCUUCCAAGAGACCGUCACAAACAGUGCGACGCUUGUUUAGAGUUGUUGUUUUGCUUUUUGUAUUUUGUUUGCUGUCGUCGUCGCCGUCUUUGCGUAAACUCCUCAUUGUCAAGAAUAGCCUGCAAGCAAACUCUUUAUCUGAGUGGCGAGCAAAGCGUUCCGCAAGAGAAUGCACAAGCGAGCGACGGAGCCGCGAGGGGCAGGGAAGAAGGAGAGAGCUGUCUUUCUUUCCCGCUCUCGCGUCUACUUGCGCGUAUCGUUUUGUAGCAUCACUUAUUUUACCUCGCCCGUUGAUUUGUUUUUACUCACUUUUUCGGCUCGCCUUGUGUAUCUUUCUGAUAGUUUUAGAACAGGCCGCGGUCGCGGCAGAUAACACUGUCCUCGAUCUGAAUAAUUCUUCAUACUUGUGUUUCUUACGAACGAAGGGAAUCCAGUAAUUGAUAAUUCCUCUUACUAAUUGUUAUUAUUUUUUGUUUUAGGAAUUUCUUUCAUAACAAAAAACAAACCGAUGCUGAAGUACUGGCUCGAAUGGUAGAAUACGUCAGAAAAAAUGUGCAGCAUUUGGAAACCUACAGCAGAGACCAUCUUCUGUUUCAAAGCGGAAAAUUUACCUGGCUACCUUUCAAUGAAAUACAUGAAGACCAGGAGGAGGAGAAAGAACAAAGAUGUUGACAGAAACGUUAGAACUUUACUCAAGAACGUUGUGACUCAAGAAUUAUUUUUCAAACGUUGAAAAGCUUAUUUAAAGCCUUCAGUAAUACAGCUGUAAUAUAGCUCUUUCACUUUUUGACGGAUAGGAUGUCGGUAAGAACUCAUUGUAUAGAUUCAAAUUUCAGUGACAGGAAAAAAAAAAUCUGAAUUUUGAAGCCCAAAGUUUUGAUCCCGUGCUCAGCGUUCUCCGUUUCCAGAAUCAAUAAUUCGCUACAUUCUGACGGGAUGCACUUUAUGCACUUUUUAUUUGAGUGUCAAUGUAUUUAGCACGAAAGUACUAAUUGGGGACACUAUAUUUUACGUCUCCAACUGGACACGGGACCGCCAUUUUACGUGGUCAUGCGAGCCUCGCGAAGGUCUAGCCUGUUGCAGUGCAAAGGGAGUACCCUCAUUUCUCGGUUAUUUUAAGACCCUGAGUAUUGGUCCGGCCCCAGGAAUCGAACCCGCGACCUCCCGCUCUGCAGUCAACACGCUCUACCGACUGAGCUAACACUUCCGCGGAUAUUAAUUUAUUUCAUCCUUAGAUGAGUACGAUCCUCCUCAGGAAUCAGAAUUAGGAAAAUUUCUGUUUGCGUCUUGAAAAAGCCGAAAAGGAGUUCCAUUGUCAAUGACGGAAAUGACAAGGAGGAAUUCAGUUUCUGUCGAAUGGAAAGUGACCCGAGUCAAUUUUGUUUUGAUGGUAGAUCCAGGACCGAGGACCUAAAAACGUUUAUGGUGGUCACUUUUAACCUGUGAUUCCGUUGAAAAAGUUGUUUACUUUCGUACGGACACAGUUAAACAACUUUGCAUUUUGAUGAGAUAAUCGAUCUUCUUCCGUACGAUUUUGAAUCGAGGCUCAAUUCGGUCCUGAGGCCCGUUUCUUGAAAUCCCCAAUAACUUUUCGGGCCCAAAAACCUGUUUUAUGUUUGUCGUGUUUGCAUUCAAGAUCAAUAAUUUUGAAAAUGAUACAAUGAAACUAUC
Messenger RNA from Porites lobata, 11442 nucleotides. NCBI's taxonomy places the organism in Eukaryota, Metazoa, Cnidaria, Anthozoa, Scleractinia, Poritidae. The record is from the annotation of a GenBank genome assembly.